AUGGAAAGUAGUUCUAGAGAAAAAUUAUUUUGUUCCUUCCACUGUGGCGGUGAAUUUGUAAGGAGUGCUGAUAGUGGUAUGAAGUAUGAGGGUGGAAAUUUCACUGUUGAGAUUGAUUCAAGCACAUUCAUAAAUCUCCUUGAUGAUGUCAGAGUUGAACAAUUGUUUGAAUAUAAUGGAAGAACUGCUCAUGUGUAUGUUACUAGACGGGCUGCACUUGAAGAUGAUCUUGAAAAGAUAGACCAGUUUUUACCAUUUUUAUAUAGAAGUUCGCUAGCUCUUCAGCAUUGGAAUAUUGGUUUGGAAGGCUUCAACUUAUGCAACUUUAAAGGAGGCAUUCCAACAAAAAGUGGAGAAGAUAAUUUAGCUAUCCAAUGCAUUCCUACCCCUAUUCCAGAGAUGAAUGCUAACAAGUGGAAGGAUUUUCUUAUUAGAGUAGGACGAACUUUUGCUCAUGCUGUGGCGUUGAGGAAGGCAUUAUACAAGUAUAGCCUAGUGCACAAGUUCAGAUACAAAUUUCUGAAGAACGAACCAAGUCAAGUUAUUGUGAACUGUGCAGUUGAGGGAUGUCCAUGGUAUAUUGGAGCAUACAAGUUAGGUGGAAAAGAUAAUAGUUUCUUAAGUACAAGAACUUUCAAGGAUCAACAUUUUCAUUUUGCACAAGACAAUCUUAAUGUUGCCCAUAAAAGUAGAUUAAUGCUAAUGUCAUCCAUAAUAAUUGAUAAGCUAAGGGCUUCCAUAGGCAAGUCUCCUAAUGAUAUUAGACGAGACAUCUAUAGGGAAUAUGGUUUGAAACUUAGUUAUUAUCAAGCAUAUAGAGGCAAGGAGAAAGCUUUAUCUGAAAUACAUGGUCAACCGGAUGAAUUAUAUAUGUUAAUUCCCUGGAUGUGUUAA
Prosopis cineraria is the source of this 894-nucleotide messenger RNA. RefSeq lists its product as uncharacterized. The transcript has 3 exons. Bases 1 to 894 code for a protein of 297 amino acids. Lineage: Eukaryota; Viridiplantae; Streptophyta; Magnoliopsida; Fabales; Fabaceae. The record is from RefSeq and is a predicted model, not a curated record.